AGCAAAUGUUGUGUAUAUUUAAAUAUAAACGUCUCAUAAAAUAUGGCUGCAAAUAUGAAAUUUUUAAAAUGCAUAAAAAUAAUGGAAACUUAUAAUAAAGAAUUAUUCCUAAAUGAAUAUUCAUUCUAAAUAUUUAAUAAAAUGUUGCCAAAAAAUGCUAUUUAUAUAAUACAAGGAGAACUUAAUCAUGUUGUUGCUGCACUAAGGCGAAGUAAUCGAUGGAGUGGAGCUCACUUUCACCAGGAAGAUGAGCAGGACCCUUUGAUUAAUAGUUUUAUUCAGCUUAAAGAAACUUUACAGGAAACCAAAGACAUAAACAGUUUAGAUACAAAUGUUUUUCUUGGACCAUUUCUUGAUGUUAUUCGUUCAGAAGACACUACAGGACCAAUAACUGGAGUAGCGCUUUCAUCAGUUAACAAAUUCUUAUCAUAUGGAUUACUUGAUCCUUUAUCAGAGAGUGCAAGUUCUGGAAUAGAUAAUUUGGCAGAUGCUGUCACUCAUGCACGUUUUGUGGGAACAGAUACCAGCAGUGAUGAAGUUGUACUUAUGAAGAUUCUACAGGUACUUCGGUCUUUACUUCUUAGUCCUGUUGGUGUUCAUAUGACUAAUGAAUCUGUUUGCGAGAUUAUGCAGUCUUGCUUUAGAAUCUGCUUUGAAAUGAGACUUAGUGAACUUUUACGUCGAAGUGCUGAACAAACUUUGACAGACAUGGUUCAGUUACUCUUUUUACGGUUGCCUCAAUUUAAUGAAGACUCAAAAAGUAUUUUAUCUUCGCCACAUAUUCGUAAGAUGUUCAAGAGAACAGUUCCAACAUCUGGUUCAAGGAAAAAUAGAGCAAAACCAAAGAUGCGUCAAUCAAAAUCUAUGACAACAGUUAAUACCACAACAAGUCCUUCAAAUAAAAAUGGUUCUGAAGAUGAAAAGGAACUUCAAAAAAUAGAAACAAAACGUUCUCAUUCUGAUACAGAAGUUGUUUCUGACAGCAGUGAAUGUAAAACUAUGGUUGACAGCAGUGAAUGUAAAACUAUGGUUGACAGCAGUGAAUGUAAAACUAUGGUUGAAGUAGAACCUUCAUCUGCAGACGAAAUGACAUUUUUAAAAAAACUUCAUUCACAAAAUUCUAGAGAAAUUGAUUCGACAACAGUUGUUGAAAAUACAUUAAGUGAUUCAACAGAAGUUAUGAAAAGUAUUGAAGAUAUAAACCAAGCAUGUGAUCUUCAACUAGAAUCUACAUUAUCGAUGGAAAUUCCAGAUGGUCAAGUAAAGAGCAAGUCAUGUGAUUCUAAUAAAAAUCUCCAAAACUUUGAAGACCAUGGCGUAAUAUCAUUACAAUAUCCAGACGAGUCAGAUCCAACAGUUGGUGAUGAUGAGGUUGCUAGCCCUGUUCAGAUUACUUCAACAACAUUGAAAACUGAAGAGACUAAUAACCAAGAUUAUGUGAAUACCCAGGGUGUUCGUUUCACAUCACAUGAUAAAGAAGGAAUGGGUCCUCUUAUGCCUUAUGGACUUCCUUGUGUGCGCGAGCUGUUACGAUUUCUAACCUCACUUAUCAAUCCUAACGAUCGACACAAUACCAACACAAUGAUACAUAUUGGUUUGUCAUUAAUCAUAGUGGCAUUAGAAUCUGGAGCUAGCCAUAUUGGACACUUUGCUUCACUUUUGCAUAUUGUAAAAGAUGACUUAUGUAAAAAUCUAUUUUCGCUUCUUCAAUGUGAUAUUCACAUUCUAUUUUCAUUAUCAAUGCGUGUAUGUUUCCUUUUGUUUGAAGCACUUCGUCAAAAUUUAAAGUUUCAAAACGAGCGCUUUUUCUUGAAACUCAUGGAAAUUUUAUCAAUUGAGAAUCUUAAUGUUCCUUAUGAGAAGAGAGAAAUGGCACUAGAAUAUGUUAAUCAGCUGUUUCAUAUUGAUGGAUUAGUACAAGAACUUUAUGUCAAUUUUGAUUGUGAUCUGCACUGUGCAAACAUACUAGAAGAUCUUUGUAAAACUCUUUCAAAGAAUGCUUUCCGUCCUGGCAAUCUGUCAUCUGUAAAUUUUUUGUCUCUUGAUGCAUUGCUUACAAUUAUCAAUGAGUUUGAAGCACAUUGCAAGGAUGUAAAAGGAAAUCACCAGGAUGAAAAAUCUUCAGCUGUUGACUUUAUAGUGGAAUAUGAAUCAGAAGUUGAUGAUGUUGAUCAUAGUAUAGGAUGCACUGCUCUCUCCACAUCAGGUUAUGCAACUGGUCAACGAUUUCUUGGUAAUUCUAGUGUUCCAAGCAAGGAUUACAAGACUGAUAGUUUUUCUAGCAAUCUACCUUCUCGAGAAGAAAUUUCUGCUAAAAAAAUUAGGAAAAAAUUGUUGUCACAUGGUAUUGAUGAAUUUAAUAAAAAGCCAAAAAGUGGUAUAGAUUAUUUGCAGGAGCAUGGUUUACUUUCAGCUAAUUUUCUUCCACAAGAUUUAAUUGUUUAUUUGAAAGAAAAUCCUCGCGUGGACAAGAAAACACUUGGGGAUUUUAUUGGUACUCGUAAAAAUGCUGAAUAUCUUAAAGCAUUUGUUGGAUCAUUUGCAAUGAAAAAUCUGCGUAUUGAUGAGGCUCUUCGAAAUUUUUUGGAAUCUUUUCGACUUCCUGGUGAAAGUCCAGUCAUAUCUUUGAUAUUGGAAGAGUUUUCUUCAGUUUAUUUUAAUAAUAAUCCUGUCCCAUACAAGAAUACAGAUGCUGCAUUCACUAUGGCUUAUGCUGUCAUCAUGUUGAAUGUUGAUCAACACAACAAAAAUGUAAAGCAGCAAAAAUCUAUGAACCUUGAUGAUUUUAAAAGAAAUCUUCGUAAAACAAAUGGCGGAGAAGAUUUUCCAGCAGAGUUAUUAGAAGAAAUUUUUGAAAACAUAAGAACGAAUGAAAUUGUUAUGCCUUCAGAACGAAUUGGUAAAGUAAAGGAAGCAUAUGAGUGGAAGGUGUUAAUGCAAAAAUGUGAAGGCCCUGAUUCACAUUAUCUCCAAGUUAAAUCAGCUCUUUAUGACGAGGAAUUAUUUCUAGUUGUUUGGGGUCCUACAGUUGCUGCUUUAUCAUAUAUAUAUGAUAAUGGAAGUGACAAAGUACAUAUUCAGAAAGCUCUUGCAGGAUUUAAGAAGUGUGCUGUGAUCUCUGCUCAUUAUGAACUGUCAGAUGUGUUUGAUAAUCUUCUUAUAUCGCUUUGUAAAUUUACAAGUCUCCUUGUGACUGGUCAGCUUAAUGACAAUCUUUCUGUUGUGUUUGGAAAUAACCUUAAAUCACAACUGAGCAUGAGAACUGUUUUUGUUCUUGCUCAUAAGCAAGGCGAUAUGCUUAGAGAAGGCUGGCAAAAUUUAUUGGUGUGUCUUAUGCAGCUGUUCAAAGGAAAAUUAUUACCACCUUCACUUACUGAGGUUGAAGAUUUUGUAGAACAAAGUGGAAAAAUUAGCCUGAUAAAAGAAGAAGUGCAACCAGUCGCAAAGCAGGACAAUACUGGUGUUUUUGCAGCUUUUUAUUCCUACAUGGUUGCAAAUCCAGACACUCCUGGAAAAUCUGUUUUGUCUGUAGAAGAUCGACAAUCACAAGAAGCUGCACUGAAUUGUAUAAAGGAGUGUCACCCUGAAAAUAUAAUAACAGAAAGUAAAUUUUUAAGACCGGAGUCUUUGCAAGAACUUGUUAAGAGUCUGAUAAUUGCAUCAAAACCCUUGCACUUAUAUGAAUCUACUGAUGUCCCUUAUGAUGAGGAUGCUGCUGUCUUUUUUCUUGAGUUUUUAAUAAAAGUUGCUUUACAGAACAAAGAUCGCAUAUCAUUGUUGUGGCAUGCUCUUCGAGAACAUUUAUCCAAUAUAAUCAUAAGUGCCCCAAAAGUGAGUUUUUUAGUAGAAAGAGCUGUUGUUGGUUUACUUCGAAUAGCUAUAAGACUUUUGGGUCGUGAUGAAAUUUCAUCUCAAAUAUUAAUUACUUUACGGAUUCUUCUCAUGAUGCACCCUAAAGUUUUGCUCAGCUGCUCUAAACAAAUUUCAUACGGCCUUCAUGAGUUAUUGCGAACUAAUGCUGUUAAUUUGCGAUUUUCAAGAGAUUGGAUUACAAUAUUAACAAUACUUCAGGUUGUGGGAGCAGGAGCAAUUCCUCCUAUUGUUAAACCAGGUGUAAGUCUAACUUUAGUAUCUGGAGACAUUUACUCUGUUUUACAAGAAGAAAAAAUUGAUACAGAAACUGGAGAGUUUUACAGUAAUAGCAUUGAGCAAAUAGAUAGAGGCUAUGUUGCUGAUGUAAAAGAAAACACCUACAGUAUGAAACAUCAAAAUGAACAAUGGCUUUUAAUAAAUAAAAAUGAGGAUGAAGGGCUACCUAUAAAUCAAUAUGAACUCAAGUUUAAGGAAAAAUUAAACAAACACAAUUGUAAAGUUUUUAUUAAGGCUUCGUCUUCUAUUAGUUUUAUAGUCAGAGAUAUGGCUCAUGUUAAUGACUAUAACAUAUUUCAAUGUAUCUAUGCAGUUUUAUUGUUUGGUGAAGCAAGCUCAAAUGGUGGUUUAAAGUAUAGAUUGGAUGACUCUGUUAUUAAUGAAAUUGAAAAAGAGCUUAGACACAUUCCUGAAAAGCCUAAACAAAAAGGCAAGCGUGGGUCAUCGCCAAAAAGAGAUAGCAAAAAGUCACAUCAAGCAUUUGAUUCCCCUAAAAAAGAAGAUGAAGUUGAGUUUAAUGAAAACACUGGUAAUAUUUAUGAUGCAAUCUCUUUGCAGCUCCUUGAUCUUAUGUAUGCUUUACACACAAAUGCUUCAGGUAUACUUGGAAACAUGCAGUGGAAUGAUUAUCAAGACAAACAACAGGCUGAACUAAAAGCCAGAUGGAGUAGUAAAGAAAGUAUUGAUCAACUUCCCAGUACUUUUAAAGCUGAUAGCGAUAAUGCCAUGUCAUUGUUAUGGGUAAAGUGCUGGUGUCCACUCCUUCAAGGAAUUGCUCGACUUUGUUGUGAUACUCGACGUGGUAUUCGAAUGACUGCUUUAACAGUGUUGCAACGAUCAAUGUUAGCAGAUGACCUCCAACUACUGUCUGCUGCUGAGUGGGAGAAUUGUUUUAACCAGGUUUUAUUUCCUAUGUUGUCUAAUUUACUUGAACUUUCAACGGAUUGGGAUCCAAAUGGUUUGGAAGAGACUAGAAUGAGAGCAGCUACAUUGCUAUGCAAAGCUUUUCUUUUGCAUUUAAACACUUUAAUAUCAUUGGCAACAUUUACAGCAUUAUGGAUGACAAUGCUUGACUUUAUGGACAAGUAUAUGCAUGCCGACAAUAGUGACUUACUUUUUGAGGCUGUCCCGGAGUCACUUAAAAAUAUGCUGCUUGUGAUGUCAACAGCGGGAAUAUUUGAACAUCAUCAAGAUAUACCAGAGAAUGAAAAUCCAGAUAAAAAAACUAGACGGUACUCAGCAUUGUGGCAGGUUACCUGGGACCGAAUAGACUGCUUUCUGCCAAAUUUAAAAGAUGAUCUUUUAGCGACUCGGUCACCGGUUUCAUUGCGUGCUUCGUCACCUCCGGAACCAGAUGUUCCUAGACUAAUGACUAUUCAUAACAUAGAAGAUGGCGAUUCUGUGCAAAUUUUAAGAACCCAUUCACCUGAACAAAAUAUCGAGUCUUCGUCGUCUUUAAAAGUUAGCUCCGUUUCUUUGACAAAACCACUGUUAGAUAUUGUUUCUACUCCUGUAUCAUCACCAGUUUCACAACGUGCUUCAAGUCCAUUAUUAACAGACGAACCUUCUGGAUUAAAUGUUCAACUCUUUACUCCUUUGCCUCUGAUUAGUCCUCCUGGCAGUGUGCACGCUGUAUCAGAAACUACGAAUGUGCAUCCAGUAGCAGUCCUUUUGCCACCCAUAGCUAUGUUAGAACUUUCACCUAAUGAUAGGAAAGAGGAAACUUCGAAAAAAAUACUUUUUAAUGAUGGAAACACUGAUGUUAGAGCUGUCUUCGAUAUAUAAGAAAUCGUUAUUUUGUUUUAGAUUAAAAAUAUCAAUAGUGUUUCUAGCGAAAAUAUUCUGGAAACAGAUUAUCAUUAUUUUUUUAUUUUUAUUUUUGAAAAUUUUGUAAAAUAUUUACACAAAAACACAAUGGAAUAAAUUAUUCAUCUUAGUUAUGAGUGCGAUUU
Hydra vulgaris (swiftwater hydra) is the source of this 6101-nucleotide messenger RNA. RefSeq names its product Golgi-specific brefeldin A-resistance guanine nucleotide exchange factor 1. Gene Ontology annotation, biological process: regulation of ARF protein signal transduction. Gene Ontology annotation, molecular function: guanyl-nucleotide exchange factor activity. Lineage: Eukaryota; Metazoa; Cnidaria; Hydrozoa; Anthoathecata; Hydridae. The record is from RefSeq and is a predicted model, not a curated record.